Strongylus vulgaris is the source of this 407-nucleotide messenger RNA. The record is from the annotation of a GenBank genome assembly. Lineage: Eukaryota; Metazoa; Nematoda; Chromadorea; Rhabditida; Strongylidae.
AUGCUGGUUCAGGAUGUUUUCAUUAUUGGAGCUGCUCGAACUCCCAUUGGCUCAUUUCGAUCCCAACUAGCAGCUGUGUCUGCCCCUGAAUUGGGAAGUAUCGCAAUAAAAGCUGCUGUUGAGAGAAGCGGAGUGAACCUUGACAAUGUUCAAGAGGUGUAUAUGGGACAAGUCUGCCAGGCUAAUGUUGGUCAAGCACCUGCCCGGCAAGCUACGCUUGGUGCCGGUCUGAGCACUACGACGAUAGUAACAACAGUGAACAAGGUUUGCUCAUCAGGGCUCAAAGCGAUCAUGCUUGCUGCUCAGCAGAUUCAAACUGGAAGUCAGGACGUGAGGUGUUUUUUGAGCUUCAGUUUUUUUCCUGUUAUGAAAGUGUAUACAAAAGACUCUUCAAAUAGUACAUAGAA